UUUUCGGGCAGCGUUAAGACCAAAGCAACAUCGUCAAAAUGUGUGACAAUUGACUUCUGACAGGCAUCUUCUCGAAAACUAUCCGGUUUUAUUGGAGCAAGACAUGUCACCACAAGCGCCUCUUCAUCUCUUUCGACAGCGAUCCUCCACCUUCCAAUUCUCACGCGCUUCCUCUCUACCCCGUUGAUUUCGACCUUUUCCAUCAACUAAUCCAACAACCAAAAAAAUCAUCUGGAUUUUAGGGCUUCUAUUGUUAUGGAGCAAGCUCCAUCUCCUCCGUCCCUAACGCCAAUUGAAGCUUAUCGGUCUGAGGAUACCGAAAUGGACGUGCAAAUUCCGGUGACCGAAGCUGAUCCGACUUCCUCCGUUUGGGACUGGGGCGAUCUCCUGGACUUCGCCAUAGACGAUGACUUCUCCAUCUCCUUUGACGACGAAAACUUAUCUCCUUCUCCGUUAGAAGCUCAAGCUCCAGAUACGGGUCCAGUUCCCGGACCCGAUCGUGUCAGGAAGCGGGACCCGAGGAUGACAUGUUCAAAUUUUCUAGCUGGUCGGGUCCCGUGCGCGUGCCCCGAGAUUGACGAGCAAAUCGAGAAGCUUGAAGAGGAAGAGGCAGGGGCGCCGGGAAACAAGCGAGCCCGAACUGGUCGGAUCGGGUUGGGGACAUAUAGGUGCCAAGUUCCCGGCUGCGAAGCGGACAUUAGCGAACUUAAAGGUUACCAUAGGAGGCAUAGAGUUUGUCUCCCAUGCGCGAAGUCGAGCUCCGUUUUGAUCGAUGGAGAAACAAAGAGAUAUUGCCAACAGUGUGGCAAGUUUCAUCUGCUGUCGUAUUUUGAUGAAGGUAAAAGGAGUUGUCGAUGGAAACUAGAGCAUCACAAUAUUAUACGGCGAAAGAAUUCUGUUGGUUCUAAGACUGCAGUCAAUAAAAAAUCUCAAGCGGCUGUGCAAAUUGAAGACAUUGCUUGUGAUGGUGGAGCUGGAAAAGAUGAUUUGAGCUUGAGUGGCCAGAUAGCUGAAGAACAACCAUCCUUUGAGUCUGAAAAUGGGACUCAUUGCUCAGUUCCCAUGUUGCAGAGCGUUAAUAAUGAUAAUAUUGUAACUCUUAAUGACACUGAAACAGAUGGAGGAAAAGAUCAAUCCAAGUUUUCCAUUUCUACUUCUUACCUUGACAAUAAGACUGCUUACUCAUCCAUGUGCCCUACAGGCAGGAUCUCAUUCAAGCUUUAUGAUUGGAAUCCGGCAGAAUUCCCACGAAGACUUAGGCACCAAAUUUUUCAAUGGUUGGCCAAUAUGCCUGUUGAGUUGGAAGGCUACAUCCGCCCUGGUUGCACAAUCUUGACUGUGUUUAUUUCAAUGCCAAAGAAUAUGUGGAUGAAGUUAUCUGAAAAUCCAAUGACCUACAUGCAUGACUUUGUCGUUACACCUGGAAGGAUGUUAUAUGGGAGAGGCUUCAUGACUAUAUACCUUAACAAUAUGAUUUUCCAAACCAGAAAAGAUGGAACUUCUAUGGUGAAAAUUAAUGCGGAGGUGCAGGCCCCAAGACUUCAUUAUGUUCAUCCUUCAUGUUUUGAGGCUGGCAAGCCAAUGGAAUUUGUUGCUUGUGGAAGUAAUUUGCUGCAGCCCAAAUUUCGGUUCCUAGUAUCUUUUGCUGGAAAGUAUCUGCCGUAUGAUUAUUGUGUUGCAACCACACAUGUUCAGAGUAAAGAGGAUUCUCCUAGUUGUGGUCAUCGAUUAUACAAAAUAUAUGUCCCUCAAACUGAUCCAAAUCUCUUUGGUCCUGCAUUCAUUGAGGUUGAGAAUCAGUCUGGAUUGUCAAAUUUUAUUCCUGUCCUAAUUGGAGAUAAGGAAGUUUGUUCUGAGAUGAAGUCAAUACAGCAGAGGUUUGAUGUAUCUUUUUUUCAGGAAGGAUCAAAAAUUCCUUCCUCUGGGUCGAUGUUUGAGGCAUGUGAAGCUUCAACUUUGCGACAAAGAGCUUAUUCUGAACUUCUUUUAGAUAUAGCAUGGUUAUUGGGGGAGCCUAAAUUGGAGAAUUUUCAAGAAAUUGUGGCUUCUUCUCAAAUUCAAAGAUUCAAUUGUUUAUUGAGUUUUCUCAUACAAAAUGAAUCAACAGUCAUUUUGAAGAAAGUAUUACUAACUCUGAAGAUUGUAGUGGAUAAAACUGGGUUUAAUGGAGCUAAUGAUUCUGAUAUAAGGUUAUUACGGAAAUAUAUGAAUUACGCUAGAGAUAUCCUUGGUAACAAACAUCAGAAAGGUGCAGGUCCCGUGCUUCUUUCAGAGUACAUCGAGCAAGAAAGAAAUUUGUAUUCUCAAAGCAGUUUCACAAAUGAUGAGUUAUCAGUUGUUCCAAAUGUUUCUCAGGAUUCGGAAGAAAGAACUAAUGGUAAAUUACAAACAACGAUGGCAUCAACUACUUUCACCAGAAACGAAGAAAUUAUCAUGAAUGUGAACCUUAGCAAAGAGUGCCCGAGAAAAUCGUGUAGCCCCAUUUUCGCUACCACAACACUGAGAUUUCGUCCUGCUGUAUUUGUAAUUGCUACAGCUGCUAUCUGCUUAGCGAUGUGUGCAGUCUUUUUCCACCCUAAUAAAGUUGGUGAGUUUGCAGUUACAAUACGCAGGUGUUUGUUGAACAAGGUCUUAGAUGUUGAAUGAGGUCUAGAUCUCAUAUGUGAACAUUUAAAUGUAUGUUAUGCUUGAUGAAAUCAGGUUGUCUGAAGCUUCAGCAUGUGAUUGUGCUGCUGCCCCAGUUUUGAAUUUGAUUUCUGAGAUUUAUUUGACCUUGUUUCCUCAAUCCAAGUCCAUCUGACAAAAUGGAGAAUCUAGAGUUUGUACAUGUAUGAAUGGUAACAUGAAAGUUGUUGAAUGGAGGAUCAGUGAGGGACCCUUGUUGUUCAUUGUAAAUCUUGAAAUUUAGAAGUUCUGAUUAAUCAGUUUUUGGUGUUUGUAUUUCCCUGUAUUAUCUUUUGUUUUCCACUUCUCUACCACUCAUGAAAAUUAAACAAUCAAUUAAAUCAAUGGUUUCACUAAC
Molecule: messenger RNA, 3022 nt
Organism: Durio zibethinus
Lineage: Eukaryota; Viridiplantae; Streptophyta; Magnoliopsida; Malvales; Malvaceae
Product: squamosa promoter-binding-like protein 7
Cellular component (GO): nucleus
Molecular function (GO): DNA binding
Source: RefSeq, a predicted model, not a curated record